CUGACAACGACUUUCACGUCAACAAGUCCAACUGUCUGUAGUACGGUGUGACGUCACAGUGACUGCCAUAUGUGACGAGACUGUGAUGUCAUUGUUAUACUUCAGUUUAAGGCGUGUCUGUGACGUCAUUUACGUCCUUCCGGACCGUGAGCUGGCGUACCGUGAAUUUCUUGCCACCCGAAACUGUCCACCUGGUGACCGCGAUGCUGAAAUCAUGAGAUUAACUGGAAUCAUGAGAUUAACUGAAACACGAGCCUGUGACGUACUAAAGCUGUCACAGAGCUGGAGCUGCAACAUCCUGAUAGCUCUGUAGCUCUGUAGCUCUGUGUACUUUUAACUAUAAAAGUCGGAGGAAAAGCUGUGUGUCGUUGGCUCUCCACCAGCAACAAUCAACCUUCAGCUGCUGUCGUCGUCGUCGUCAAAGUGUCCGACAUGUCACCGCUCGUGGCGCUGCUUCUUGUCUCCCUGGUGUCGUCUGCUGCCCCCUCACUCGCCGUGGAUCCUGGAGACAGUCAAGGAGCUUCUUCUGGUUUGCAGGAGCAGGACAAGAGGGCCGUGGACUCUGUGGAGCUACAGGCAAACAUUCUCGACCUGGCCACAAAAGAAGAUUUAGACGAGCUUCGAUCUUGGGCAACAGGUCGUUUGGCCGCCCUCGUGACUGAGUUACAGACCGUGACGUCACAGCUACAGUCGGCACUGCCAUUAUCUUCCAGUUCGCUGUACACUCGGUGGGGAAGUAAAACCUGCUCAAACACGUCAACUCAGGUGUACAAGGGUGUCAUCGGAGGAGGGAAUUAUGGAGCUAGUGGGUCGGCGGUCAACGCCCUGUGUCUCACCCUCCAGCCUGUCUACGACGGCCGCAACCCCACCAGUGCGAAUACAAAUCUCUACGGUAGUGAGUACGAGACGUCUCCAGAAGAGAAGCAGAACCAAGAUGGCGUGUGUUCAGUCUGCCGUGUCCAUCGGUCCACGACCCUCAUGAUACCCGGAACUAACGUCUGUCCUAACGGGUGGACUCUGGAGUACAGCGGGUAUCUGAUGGCAGGCCAUGACUCUCAUCCUGCUUCCACGGAGUACAUCUGUGUGGACAAGAAACAAGACGCACGGUACGGCUCCAACGCUGACUACAACGGUAAACUUUUCUACUACACCAUCGGCAGCUGCGGCAGUCUGCCGUGUCCCCCGUAUUUUGAGGGCAAGGUCGUCACGUGCGUGGUCUGCUCCAACUAAACCACGUGACCAGCACGUCACCGCGACGAUCUGCCUGUUCACCUGCGACUUUAACGCACGGUGACCACCUACAUUACCAGCUGUGAAGCAGGUUAAUAAAUGUCUGACCAUUCACUUAGGGUUUGUGUGA
This is a messenger RNA of Pomacea canaliculata, 1360 nucleotides long. Its product is annotated as short-chain collagen C4-like. The record is from RefSeq and is a predicted model, not a curated record. The coding region runs from base 433 to 1230 and encodes 265 amino acids. The transcript has 4 exons. NCBI's taxonomy places the organism in Eukaryota, Metazoa, Mollusca, Gastropoda, Architaenioglossa, Ampullariidae.